This is a messenger RNA of Suillus plorans, 672 nucleotides long. Its product is annotated as SDHD, membrane anchor subunit of succinate dehydrogenase. The record is from RefSeq and is a predicted model, not a curated record. The transcript is spliced from 4 exons. Gene Ontology annotation, molecular function: ubiquinone binding; heme binding. Gene Ontology annotation, biological process: mitochondrial electron transport, succinate to ubiquinone; tricarboxylic acid cycle. Bases 118 to 672 code for a protein of 184 amino acids. Gene Ontology annotation, cellular component: mitochondrial envelope; membrane. Lineage: Eukaryota; Fungi; Basidiomycota; Agaricomycetes; Boletales; Suillaceae.
UCUCAAUCAUCCCGCUGACAGCCUGCCGGCUUUAUCCAGAUUCCACACUCCUCCACGCCCCGGCCCGCCCACCGUUUUUCUUUCCUUUCUCUAGCAUCGUUGACGUCGCCGACAAUAAUGGCUUCGUCUAUGCUGCUUCGCUCAAUGCUGCCUAGAACCUUUGCCUCCGCGACUGGACGUAAUGUCUUGCGAUCUGCAUCAGUGCAAGGUAAGGACAUUUUGAACCUUGUCUCCUCUUCACUUAUGUUACAUUUCAAAGUGAGAGCAAGUUCGACUGCUCAAUAUGUUCCAGGUGGACCUAUCAUAAAGGGUACAGUCAACGACCCUGUCGAGUUCCCUCACCCAUCAAAGAUACAUGGCUCGUAUCACUGGGCAUUUGAGCGACUUCUUGCGGCCUCCCUCGUUCCCAUGACCGCAGCAGCUUUUGUGACCUCCGGGUCAUCUUACCCAGUUCUCGACGGAUUGCUUGGUCUCAGCUUAGUGAUGCACUCUCACAUCGGGUUCGACUCAAUGGUUGUGGACUACGUGCACAAACGCAAAUUCCCUAUCAUUGGCCCUAUCCUGACCUGGACACUGAGAACCGCGACGGUUGGCGUGCUUGUCGGCGUUUAUCAGUUCAAUACAAAUGAUAUUGGUUUGACAGAGCUGAUUGCGAAGGUCUGGACAGCGUGA